This is a messenger RNA of Diceros bicornis minor, 3798 nucleotides long. RefSeq names its product erythrocyte membrane protein band 4.1 like 1 (gene EPB41L1). The record is from RefSeq and is a predicted model, not a curated record. Gene Ontology annotation, molecular function: structural molecule activity; actin binding. Gene Ontology annotation, cellular component: plasma membrane; cytoskeleton. NCBI's taxonomy places the organism in Eukaryota, Metazoa, Chordata, Mammalia, Perissodactyla, Rhinocerotidae. The coding region runs from base 201 to 2810 and encodes 869 amino acids. Gene Ontology annotation, biological process: cortical actin cytoskeleton organization. The transcript has 21 exons.
CCGAGCCGCCGCCGCCGCCGCUGCUGCAGUCGGCAUCCAUCAGCGGGCGGGGGUGUCUUGGAACAGGCUGCUCCGCAGAGCCCGCCGCGGCCCCGCGCGCCCGCCCCGCCCCGCGGCCUGCUGGCCGCAGGAGCCGAGGGGGCGCCCCCCGCCAAGCCUGCUCGAGAUGGGGACCCUCAGGCCCAGGCGUGCUGGUCACCAUGACAACAGAGACAGGCCCUGAUUCUGAGGUGAAGAAGGCUCAGGAGGAGGCUCCGCAGCAGCCUGAGGCCGCUGCCACUGCGACCACCCCUGUGACUCCCGCAGGCCACAGCCACCCUGAGGCCAACUCCAAUGAGAAGCAUCUGCCCCAGCAGGACACUCGGCCUGCUGAACAGAGCCUAGACAUGGAGGAGAAGGACUACGGUGAGGCCGAUGGCCUGUCAGAGAGGACCACGCCCAGCAAGGCCCAGAAAUCGCCCCAGAAGAUUGCCAAGAAAUACAAGAGUGCCGUCUGCCGAGUUACUCUGCUCGAUGCCUCAGAGUAUGAGUGUGAGGUGGAGAAACAUGGCCGAGGCCAGGUGCUGUUUGACCUGGUCUGUGAACACCUCAACCUCCUGGAGAAGGACUACUUUGGCCUGACCUUCUGUGAUGCCGACAGCCAGAAGAAUUGGCUGGACCCCUCCAAGGAAAUCAAGAAGCAGAUCCGGAGCAGCCCCUGGAAUUUUGCCUUCACAGUCAAGUUCUACCCUCCUGACCCUGCUCAGCUGACCGAAGACAUUACAAGAUACUACCUGUGCCUGCAGCUGCGGGCGGACAUCAUCACAGGCCGGCUGCCCUGCUCCUUCGUCACGCAUGCCCUGCUGGGCUCCUACGCCGUGCAGGCUGAGCUGGGCGACUAUGAUGCCGAAGAGCAUGUGGGCAACUAUGUCAGCGAGCUCCGCUUCGCCCCCAACCAGACCCGGGAGCUGGAGGAGAGGAUCAUGGAGCUGCACAAGACGUACAGGGGCAUGACCCCAGGAGAAGCAGAAAUCCACUUCCUAGAGAAUGCCAAGAAGCUUUCCAUGUACGGAGUAGACCUGCACCAUGCCAAGGACUCUGAGGGCAUCGACAUCAUGUUAGGAGUCUGUGCCAAUGGCCUACUCAUCUACCGAGACCGGCUGAGAAUCAACCGCUUCGCCUGGCCCAAGAUUCUCAAGAUCUCCUACAAGAGGAGUAACUUUUAUAUCAAGAUCCGGCCUGGGGAGUAUGAGCAGUUUGAGAGCACGAUUGGCUUUAAACUCCCAAACCACCGGUCAGCCAAGAGACUGUGGAAGGUGUGCAUCGAGCACCACACAUUCUUCCGGCUGGUGUCCCCUGAGCCCCCACCGAAAGGCUUCCUGGUGAUGGGCUCCAAGUUCCGGUAUAGUGGGAGGACCCAGGCACAGACCCGCCAGGCCAGCGCCCUCAUCGACCGACCUGCACCCUUCUUUGAGCGUUCCUCCAGCAAACGGUACACCAUGUCCCGUAGCCUUGAUGGAGCAGAGUUCUCCCGCCCAGCCUCGGUCAGUGAGAACCACGAUGCAGGACCUGAUGGUGACAAGCGAGAGGAGGAUGGCGAGUCUGGGGGGCGACGGUCAGAGGCCGAGGAGGGAGAAGUCAGGACCCCCACCAAGAUCAAGGAGCUAAAGUUCUUAGACAAGCCAGAGGACGUCUUGCUGAAGCACCAGGCCAGCAUCAACGAGCUCAAGAGGACCCUGAAGGAACCCAACAGCAAACUGAUCCACCGGGAUCGAGAUUGGGAGCGGGAGCGCAGGCUGCCCUCCUCGCCUGCCUCCCCCUCUCCCAAGGGCACCCCUGAGAAAGCCAAUGAGAGAGCAGGGCUGAGGGAGGGCUCGGAGGAGAAAGUCAAACCGCCACGUCCCAAGGCCCCAGAAAGUGACACAGGAGAUGAGGACCAGGACCAGGAGAGGGACGCGGUGUUCCUGAAGGACAACCACCUGGCCAUUGAGCGCAAGUGCUCCAGCAUCACGGUCAGCUCCACAUCCAGCCUGGAGGCUGAGGUCGACUUCACGGUCAUUGGCGACUACCAUGGCAGCGCCUUCGAAGACUUCUCCCGCAGCCUGCCUGAGCUCGACCGAGACAAAAGCGACUCGGAAACCGAGGGCCUGGUGUUCUCCCGGGAUCUCAACAAGGGGGACCCCAGCCAGGAUGACGAGUCUGGGGGCAUCGAGGACAGCCCGGAUCGAGGGGCCUGCUCCGCCCUGGAUAUGCCCCAGUUUGAGCCUGUGAAAACAGAAACCAUGACUGUCAGCAGCCUCGCCAUCAGGAAGAAGAUCGAGCCGGAGGCUGUACUGCAGACCAGAGUCACCACUGUGGACACUACCCAGCAGGUUGAUGGCACUGCCCCAGUGGGGAAGGAGUUCAUGACAUCUACUCCCUCCAUCACCACAGAGACCAUAUCAACCACCAUGGAGAACAGUCUCAAGUCCGGGAAGGGGGCAGCUGCCAUGAUCCCAGGCCCACAGACGGUGGCCACGGAAAUCCGUUCUCUUUCUCCGAUCAUCGGGAAAGAUGUCCUCACCAGCUCCUACAGCGCCACCGCGGAAACCCUCUCCACCUCCACCACCACCCAUGUUACCAAAACUGUGAAAGGAGGGUUUUCUGAGACGAGGAUCGAGAAGCGAAUCAUCAUUACUGGGGACGAAGAUGUUGAUCAAGACCAGGCCCUGGCUUUGGCCAUCAAGGAGGCCAAACUGCAGCAUCCUGACAUGCUGGUAACCAAAGCUGUCGUAUACAGAGAAACAGACCCAUCCCCAGAGGAGAGGGACAAGAAGCCACAGGAAUCCUGACCUCUGUGAAGAGCUGCUGGCGUUUCUGGUCCAACCCAAGCCAGAGAACCGUUAAGAAGGGGCCUUCAUUCUGAAUUCUCCGACUCAACACCGACGUCCCAGCUGCGACAUACUGUCACUGAUGAGAGACUGGGAAAGGAAAAGCAUAUAUAUAGAGAUAUAUAGAGAUAUAGAUAUAUAUACACGAAACACCGCGUCCUUGCACCGCUGCUGGGGCUGGCCGAGCAUUUGGCCGACGGCAACAACCAACAUCUGAACACCUACAUUUCCUUUGCAGACAAAUUGAAGAAUUGGUGGGAUUUUUCAGGAAAAAAAAUUAUAAUGACAAUAAUCCUUUGCUCCCCCCUUCAAAGCCCUGCAGAACAACUAGAGCAAGCCGGACCACAAUGAUUGUAGAAGUACAAUUACGACCCUGGUUCUGCACAUUGCAUUUAGUUGGAUGAGCAUUCCAUUUGUUCUUCUCCAGCGUCUGUUGCCCACUCGAAUGCAAAGGAAAACACUUUUGCAGCAAAGCAAGAGAAGUCGCAGCAGUUAAGACACACACCAUCAACCGUUCCGAGAAAGAAAGAAAAUUCCCCACUUGGAAAGGAGGAGGAGGAACACUGGAUUAUUAUUUUUUGGGUCUUGACACUGGGCUGCAAAAUCCACCUUCCUUUCUUCCACCUCCCCUCCCCCUCAUUCUCACAUGUCUUGUCAUUUUCUGUCUCAGCUCCCUCUUCCCUCUCCCCCACCCCAUGCCCCUCACCCUCUGUGUCCUGGCCCUCCUGAGGGCCACUGCAGAUGACUCUCAUUUGAAACGAGAAAAAGAAAAGAAAACGAGAACAGAAAACCAAGCCACAGGAAGGGAAGUAGACAUUGUAUGUUUAUGGUUCUCAUUAUGAAGGUGCAGCUUGUAGGAGAUUUGUAUGGAUGUGCUUUUAAGUUAUGUAUAUUACAUAUAACAGGAAACAAAUAUUAAAAUAAACAGUGCUGGUAAGUAUGACGCUGA